AUGGGCUCCGGCACCGCGCUCCUCUUGAUCGAUGUGCAGCACGAUUUUCAGCCGUGGGACAUGAUCAUCGCCACGCAGGACGCACACCCCCCGAACCAUGUGUCGUUCGCGUCGACGCACGGCGCCGAGCCGCUCGAGCUGCGCGAGAUUCCGCACCCCUUCGAGGCGGGUCGCACGCUCUCCCAGCGCCUGUGGCCCGUCCACUGCGUGGCUGGCACGCCCGGCGCCGCGCUCGAUCCCACGCUACAGAAGGCGCUCGAUGCGUGCAGCGCGCCCGUGCAUUAUGUACAGAAAGGCUGCGAUCCGCGCUGGGACUGCUACUCGGCCUUUGCUGGCGACCAGUAUGUACAGUUCACCGAGCUGGCCGCGCUUCUGCAUCGCGCGUCGCCGCGCAUUCACACGGUCGUGAUCGGCGGCCUCGCCACCGACUACUGUGUGCGCGCCACGGCGAUCGAUGCGGCCAAGUUUGGAUUUCACACGGUGGUCCUACAGAACUGUGUGGCGGGCGUCGCAGCGGAUACAACAGAGCAGGCGUGGGCGGCGAUGCAGGCCUACGGUGUCGUUUCGGCCCUCGAUGCGCCCUCGUCGCGCGCCGCCUGA
Messenger RNA from Malassezia sympodialis ATCC 42132, 600 nucleotides. RefSeq lists its product as uncharacterized. Lineage: Eukaryota; Fungi; Basidiomycota; Malasseziomycetes; Malasseziales; Malasseziaceae. The transcript has 2 exons. The coding region runs from base 1 to 600 and encodes 199 amino acids. The record is from RefSeq and is a predicted model, not a curated record.